Molecule: messenger RNA, 799 nt
Organism: Xenia sp. Carnegie-2017
Lineage: Eukaryota; Metazoa; Cnidaria; Anthozoa; Malacalcyonacea; Xeniidae
Exons: 4
Coding region: 16-756 (246 amino acids)
Cellular component (GO): membrane
Molecular function (GO): wide pore channel activity
Source: RefSeq, a predicted model, not a curated record
UCAUAUUGUAUUUAUAUGUCCAAAACGAAUUGUCCGAAAGGUAUGAGUUCUGGGUUUGUUCAAUGGGACGAUGAAGAUGAUGAAAAUUCGAAUAAAAAAGGAGGACAAUUACCUCACGGCACGUAUAAUGACGACACUGUCAUUCAUUACUGUUGUCAAACUGAUGGCAAAUGGUAUGAACCCAUAGAGUUGCCUGUUACCCAACCUUUCUAUUUGUUGACAUCUAAUUCAUUGACAUCACCCAGAUGUCAAAUGGUGAAGUGGGCAACAAGUGAGAUGGAGUAUAUAUCAUUUAACACCAAAGAUGAUGACAAUAUUGAUGAUUUUCAUGAGAAACACGUGUUCGUGAAUACUUCAGCUGGGCUAAGUCUCAGAAAACUGUAUUUUUGUUACUAUAAAGACUGUCGUUGUUCAUUCAAUGGACCUACUGGCUCAAUAUCUUCGAACAAUACAACCAAUCAUGAAAGAGACUUAUGCCGUCGGUGUUGCUCAUGGCAGAUAACCGUGGCAGAAACAUUUACUAUAACCCUAACAUUCUCAAUACUGACUAUACCUCAAUGCAAGUAUUCAAUUCUCACUGUUUACAAUGGUCCGAAUGAUACUUCGCCUGUACUUGAUUGUUAUUGUGGAGAAAAUGCGACUACAGGAGUGAAAAUACGAUCCUCAAAAUGUAUAAAGGCGAAAGCAUGGGGUGGUCAUCAAAACGAGGACAGAAUUUUUAAUCUAUUAAAAUUUUCUCGAGUUCUGCCAUGUUGAGUGGGAUGACGUCAAUAACAAAGAGGAAUACUGAAUCACAGAG